AAGUUGAAAUAUUCUGACAAUAUUAUAGGGAUUCUGUUCUGUAUAUACUACUAUAUAUUUUGUUGCAUGGAUUUUCACAAGGUUAAUUACAAGGCAUUUAUAUAUACAUGUUUUUCAACAAUAAGUGCAAUAUUGCAGUUCAAAUUUCUAAGUUGUGACCUUAUGAAGGCUACUCUCAAGUAUUUAGCAGGCAUUGCUGGUGCAAGUGGUUAUGGUUCUAAAACAACUGCAGAACAAGUCACUCAAGUUUGUUCUGUUUCUUUCUCUUCUCAGCUUACUGCUAUUAUCACUGGUGCAACAUCUGGGAUUGGAGCAGAAACAGCAAGGAUAUUGGCAAAGAGGGGUGUAAGAUUAGUUAUUCCAGCAAGGGAUUUGAAGAAGGCAGCCAUACUAAAGGAAACCAUAAAAAAACAUAGUCCUUGGGCUGACAUUAUUUUAUUAGAGAUAGAUUUGAGUUCAUUUGCUUCUAUUCAAAGAUUUUGUGCCCAAUUCUUGUCUUUAGGAUUGCCUCUUCACAUUCUUAUAAAUAAUGCAGGCAAAUUCUCACAGAAGUUAGAGUUCUCUGAAGACAAAUUUGAGCUCUCAUUUGCAACAAACUACUUAGGUCAUUUUUUAUUGACAGAGAUGCUGCUAGAUAAGAUGGUAGAGACAGCAGAACAGACAGGGAUUGAAGGAAGGAUUGUAAAUGUUAGUUCUGUAGUUCACAACUGGGUAAAAAGAGAUGAGUUUUGCUUCAGCCAAAUGCUUAAUCCUAAAAAAUAUAAUGGUACUCGAGCAUACGCUCAGUCGAAAUUGGCCAACAUUUUACAUGCCAAGGAAUUGUCAAGACAGCUAAAGGCAAGAAAUGCAAAUGUAGCUAUCAAUGCUGUACAUCCAGGCAUUGUGAAGACAGGAAUAACAAGGGAUCAUAAGGGCUUUAUCACAGAUUCUCUCUAUUUUAUGGCAUCAAAGCUUCUUAAGUCAACAUCACAGGGUGCAGCAAGUACAUGUUAUGUUGCACUGAAUCCACAAACAAGGGGAGUAAAUGGGAAAUACUUUGCCGAUUGCAAUGAAUGUCACUGCUCAGCUUUAGCUAAUGAUGAAAUUGAAGCUCAUAAACUAUGGAAGCACACUCGUGCUCUAAUUCAUCGAAGAUUUUUUCAAGAGAGAGAGAGAGAUCUGUAAAUAUGCACUCUGUUCCAACAUAAUUUGAAUCAAUACGAAGUUUUGAAUAUAAAAAACGUGAUUGGAAACAAUGUCACGUAAAAUGGAACAGUUGCAGUACUUACUAAUAAAUGCAGAAAAUUCCCUUCAUCUUUUUCGAUGGCCCCAGACAAUUAUUAUGGACUAUAACAUGCUUUCCCUUUUCUCUUAGCACUUAGAAAAUUCAAUUGAGUAAUUUGCUAGGUUCAAAAAAACACCAUUAGUGGCCCUUUACCACCUCUGCUUCCAUGUAAUAAAUACCUUUUGGAUUACACAAAUACCAGUAAAAUGGAUGCCAUCAAGUUCAUCAACUUUACCAGACAUCUACAUGACACUAUUGAUUUUGUCUUCAGAUCAAUAUUGCAAGUAGCUGUAACCCCAAAAGAAUCAAUAUUAUAAUAAAUUUUUAUCAUGUAUCACUGCAUGAAAAGCACAAUACAGAAAGAAAAGUUUGGUUAUGUUAGUAACAUCCACUGCUGCAUUCUAAGCAAUCGAUCAAUGUGAGUGUCCGCUCUUGUACUAUCUUUCUAUUGAAGUGUUCUACCAAUACGACACAAAUCAAGUACAAAGACUAGAGGCAGAACAGAAAAAAAUAACUGCAGCAGUCAGCUGUCUCUGUUCUAUAACAGAUGCAACAAGAUUUAAGUGAAAAGAAGUAAAAACCAUUAAGUUCUUGCAAAGACCACGACCAUUAUAACAGUAAGGAGGAUGGAAUUGAUAAUUCAAAAGCUGUAACGAUAUACUUUUAGCAAAAAUCAAGUAUAAGAAUAUAAAAAGGACUUCUAAAUUGGUCGUAAACUAAAGGUGUAUAUAACAUACUAAAAAUAUCUAGUGAGUCUCAAGUCUUAAACAUGUCAUGUCAUUCCUACAAGGGAUUUUCCUAAGGUAACAUGGUAAUGUUAGAAUUAAAAAUUUACUAAAUAUA
Molecule: messenger RNA, 2107 nt
Organism: Solanum pennellii
Lineage: Eukaryota; Viridiplantae; Streptophyta; Magnoliopsida; Solanales; Solanaceae
Product: short-chain dehydrogenase TIC 32, chloroplastic-like
Exons: 7
Coding region: 67-1164 (365 amino acids)
Source: RefSeq, a predicted model, not a curated record